Molecule: messenger RNA, 6613 nt
Organism: Myiozetetes cayanensis
Lineage: Eukaryota; Metazoa; Chordata; Aves; Passeriformes; Tyrannidae
Exons: 8
Coding region: 1-1944 (647 amino acids)
Biological process (GO): protein phosphorylation
Molecular function (GO): ATP binding; protein kinase activity
Source: RefSeq, a predicted model, not a curated record
AUGCUCAGGCUCACCCAUGGGGACCCCCGCCCCUCUCAGCACAGCCCAGCCCCACAGCUCUGGGACCCCACCGUCACCCGGCCCUUCGCCCUUGCCUCUCCACCCUUCCCAGCGCACACGGCAAGGACCAGCCCGGAGUGGGAAAAAGAGCCCUUGCCCAGGGAGGAAAUCCACGCUGGCAGGAGAAGGGAAACGUGUCCCUCUGACUCACCCCACCCCACGGUCGCCCCGCCGGGCCCCACUCACGCCGGGGACGAUCUCCUGAAGCUGUACCUGCCGCGUGCGGCUCCCGGGGGAGAUCCCGGCACCAUCUGCAGGCCCGGCGGGACCGAGCGGGGCGGGACAGGGACGGGACGGGACGGGACGGGAGCGGGGCGGAGCCACGCCGGCGGGCCUCGCGCCACGGCCGGGGCUGCCCGCGCCGGUGCCUGCCGCCGCCCGCGAACCUCCCGCCCGCGCCCGUCGCCGCCGAGCUCCCCACCCUGCCUCCCGAGCGCCACGCUUCGUCCCCACGGCCGGAGGCGCCGCGGCGAGACGGGCUGCGAGCGCGGGGUGCGGCUCGGGGACGGGGCGGAGCACCGUCUUUGGAGCACUGGGGGUCAGAGCGGCGCCGUCCUUAGGAGCACCAGUCCGGUCCGGGUUUUCCCCCAUUCCGUAUUCCGGCCGAAAUCCAAUUCGGGCUUUCCCCCAUUCCCCGCCCCCCCCCCCCUCAUCCGCCGUCGCUCCCGGUGUUCCCAGAGGACGCCGCGGGACCGGCUGUACCCAGAGCUGUGCGGGGUCCCGCGGGAGGGGUUGGGGUGCUGCGAUGGCGGGUCGGGGCUCGGCUCGGCCCCCGGGGGUGGCAGGGCUCGCUGUGGAGCCGUGCAGGGGCUCAAAACCCGGACGAGCCCUCCUUUUGGCUCCCGCCCAGCUGGUCCCCCCAGCACUCACCCAUGUUCAUCCCAAGGGACACUCCGAGCCCCGCCAGGACGGGACAGCAGGUUUUUCUCGGCUGACUGGAAGAGGGCAGCUAACCAGCCACAGCAAACAGUGUCUUUUGCUGCUUCCCACAGGGAAAGAAAUCUUGUUUCUGAUCACUCUUCAGUUAGAAGUUUAUCUAGUGCAAAUGCAUCAGGGAGGAUCCAGGAUCUUCAUUUGUCAGAUGAUCUGAGUCCUGAGGAGAUGCAAGAAAUUACUUUCUCACUUCAAGUGGUGUUAUGCUGUCAGAGCCCUGAGAUUUCUCUUCAGUAUGGAAAGAUAUCAGCAUGUUUUCAAAAGGGGCACGUAUUGAAGCAAAUUGCUGAAAGUAUUGAGAGUAUGAAUCAGAAUAAGGCACCCACAAAGCACAUAGGAAAUUAUGCAAUUUUAGAGCACCUUGGCAGUGGAGCUUUUGGAAAUGUAUAUAAGGUUAGAAAGCAUAAUGGACAAAAUCUCCUAGCAAUGAAAGAAGUCAAUUUACACAAUCCAGCAUUUGGAAAGGACAAAAAAGACAGAGACAGCAGUGUAAAAAACAUUAUCUCUGAAUUAACCAUCAUCAAAGAGCAGGUAUGUCUCAUGAACUCUAAUAUGAUGUGUGGACAUUCUUGUGUGGAGAACUGCCUGGUGGAAAAGGACCGGGGGAUGCUGGUUGACAGCUGCCUGAACAUGAGCCAGCAGUGUGCCCAGGUGGCCAAGGGGGUCAAUGACAUCCUGGCUUGUAUCAGAAACAGUGUGGCCAACAGGUCCAGGGAAGUGAUUGUCCCUCUGUACGUGGCACUGUUGAGGCUGCACCUUGAAUCCUGUUUCCAGUUUUGGGCCCCUCACUACGAGAAAGACAUUGAGGUGCUGGAGUGCAAUCACAGAAGGGCAAUGUCACUGGUGAAAUGUAUAGAGAGUAAGUCAUGUGAGGAGCAGCUGAGGGACCUGGGGUUGUUUAGCCUGGAGAAAAGGAGUCACAGGGGUGACCUUGUCACUCUCUAUAACUAACUGAAAGGAGGUUGUAGCAAAAUGGGGGGUCGACCCAGGGAACUAGUGAUAGGACAGUAGGAAAUGGCCUUGAGUUGUGCCAGGGAGGUGUAAAUUGGAUAUUAGGAAAAAGGUUUUCACCAAAAGGGUAGUCAGGCAUCGGAACAGGCUGUCUAGGGAAGUGGUGGAGUCACCAUCCCUGGAGAUAAUUAAUAGUUGUGUAGAUGUGGCACUUGGACCUGGUUUAGUGAUGAACUUGGCAGUUGCUGGGCUAACAGUUGGAUGCAAUGAUCUUGAAGGUCUUUUCCAAAAGAAAUGAUUCUACAUAGCAGGGCUGCGAGCUGCUUUUACUUUUUUUGUUCCAUCAGUACAAGAUUGGCGCCCUUUACCUGAAUUCUGUCAAUAAUGAAAACCUGCUUACUGUAGUGUUAACAGCAGUGCAAAUGCUUGUUACUAAAAGUUCUUACUUUAUAUGUUGGCAGUAUUUGAACUUUUUUCAGAGAUUCUGUAAAUUAAGAUUGUGAUAAAAAAACUGCUGAGUCAAGUCUUGGUUUUAAAAUACAGUGAGAAGAUAUUUUUUUUCUUGUAACUGAAAACUAAAAAACCAGACUAAUCAUUAGUGCUCCUAAGCUAAGAAAGGCAAAACUUUGAUGCAGGUAUAAUUACUUGCCUUCAAACUUCGUUUACUCUCUUUCAGUUAUUAAGGGGAGAGGGGAUAGGAAUCAUACUGUAUUUUCCUUCUGGUUGCUCUAGUAAUGUGCAACAUUUCUCUGUGUUUGGGGUAGCAGUGAAGGUCUACUGCACUGCAGUUCACAAACAACUUUGUGGAAUCCUUGUGAUAUCCUUCCUUCCAGUGUGUAGCUAAACAUUAUAAAUACUAUGCCAUCUGUUAAACUGUUCUAAGCAUUUACAUUUCUUUCCUUACUGUAGCUUUAUCAUCCAAAUGUUGUAUGGUAUUAUUGAACCUUCUUGGAAAGUAAGUAUAGGUGCAGAGAUUUACCACAUUUUACAUAAUGAAGAAAUAGAAAUAUGUAAUAAAACCACUUACAGCUUGUCAGGAGUCAAAUUUGAGCAAUAAUCUUUCUUCAAGAACUGCUACAGUUCAGACAGGCUUAUAUUCCUUUAAAACUGGAAGAACGGUUAGAAAUUACAUUUGUUUAUCUAUCAGUAAAACUAGAUGCAAUGUAAACAUGUGGCAAGCAUCAUUCUUCUCCUAAAAAGGUACAAAAUUUAGAACUGAAAUGCUAAAUAGGGAGAAAAGCUAUAGUGAAUAGUAGGAUGAAAGAUACAGAUUGCCCAGCCACAUUGUCUUAAUAACUUUUUUAUGAAAAGUUAUCUACAUACACCUGCCCCCUGAGUGAUUAUCAGACAGUGGUUUCCUGAUAGUUGCUAUGACGUAAGUUGAGGAAAAAAUGGAAUACCAAGGAGUAGGACUAUGAUUAAAAUUAAAUUUUUAAAAAGUAAAAACUAACAGCUUCUAAAAUAUAUUUUUACCUCAAAUACUCUAUUUUCAAAUGCCUUCUGUAUACAUAUAAUGUUCUAUUAAUAUUCUUUUAUAUAGAUGACAGAUUGUACAUAGUCGUGGAGCUCAUAGAGGGGGUGCUAUUGGGAGAACACUUUCACCCUUUGAAGGAAAAACAACAAUAGUUUACAGAAGCCAGAAUAUGGCCUAUAUUUAUCCAAGUAAGGGCCUCCAUUCUUUUUUGCCAGAACUUUCCUGCAUGUAAUUAGAAUCACAGAAUCAUAGAAUUAACUGGGUUGGAAGAGGUCUUCAAGAUCAUCAAGUCCAACCCUUGAUCCAACCCCACUGUGAUUUCUAGAUCAUGGCACUCAGUGCCACAUCCAGCCUCAUCUUAAAAACCUCCAGGAACGGUGAAUCCACCACCUCUCUGGGCAGGCCAUUGCAAUGCCUGAUCAAUAAAUAGAAACAUUUAAAAAUAGCAUUUACAUUACAUGAACUGUUACUGUUCCCUUUAAAUGUAAUGUAAUUAUUUAACAAUUUUCUUUGUGUUUUUUUUGUUUUUUUUUUUUUCCCUUUUUUCAUUUGACUGAAUUCCAAGAAGACAGUUUAAAGAAAGGAAAUCGUAGUGUACAGCAAUAUGAAUAAUGGUAUCCAAACUGUCAUAACAAAGGCUCAGGUCAGUGGCAAAGGAAGUGAGGUCUGCAUUAGCAGUUUGACCAAUACUGUGUAAUGACCGGUGUUCUUAGAUAAUAGUGUAGCUUGUGCCUUAGUUUGACUUUGUGCUCUUUUAGAAAAUAACCCGUGUUCUCCCUCCGAUCAGACUGAGAUACAGUGAAACUACAGCAGAUGGUUUCCCAAAACUUUUUACAUUAUUUAAAAAAGUAAAAAGCACGUAUCUGCAUGUUAGUUGUUGACUACUAAGUAGCUCUUGCUGAAUCAAAGAGGGAAGAUAUUUUGAGCAUUUUAGGUAGCAUCAUCCACAACACAUUACUUUUGUGCUAGUCCUCCCAGUACUAUUUUAAUAUUUAAAUAUUUUUAAUAUUUACACUUAAUGUUCACAGUCCUGCAACAGUUUCCAAAGACACAAAAAUUUACUAUAAGCCUCUUGAAUAUCUAACUCUUUAAUGCUGGAAAUCAGGGUUUUGUGGUGCUGCACACCUUGUAUCUGGCUUCUACUUUGGGAGAGUUAAGUUUAGGUCAAUAUUACAAGAAGUGGAUAUAUAUAUCUAGUAAAGUAGAAAGGAAACAAAACCAAAGGCCCACAAGUCUAAUCACAGUAUUUAUUUAGUUGUGUAAAUAUUUUAAUCAGUGCCAGAAAGACCAUAACUCGGCAAACCAGUUUACAGUAAUCUGUCUUUAGUUCCAGUAUUCCUGGGCAGUAGUAGCAUGUUACGCUUGGACUUUUCCCUAUAUGAACAGGAGAAGAUCUGGUAUUAAGUGCAUAAAUCCCUAUUGAUAAUCCAUGGUUAAGUGAUUCGCUGCUCAUUUUACACCUUCUCUGCUUUAAGAUCACACAUGGUAUUAAAAUAAAAUGGCUAAGGAUGUAGCUUGUAUUUAGAUAUGUUUUGCCUUAAGGGAUGCAAAAGAGCAGUGAUAAUUGCUGUGCAUUGAUUUUUUUUCAUAGGGCUUAAGCCCUGUAAAAACUACGCCAAUGUAUUUCCAUUCCAACAGUCAGAGGAAAAUAAACAACCCUGCACUUUUUUUAGAUGCCUUGGUUUCCUGGAAUGGAGCUUAGUGCUACCGUGUACCUGGCUGCAGAGCCACCUCAGGAAGUCCCUCUUUUUUUCUUUUUCUUUUUUUUUUUUUUUUUCUCCCCCCUUUUUCUUUUCUCUUUUUUUUUCUUUUCUCUUUUUCUAAUUUAUUUAAAAAUAUGAAUGUUUACAUGAAGUGUAGGUCUUAAUUUUGACCACUCCAUUUAAAUUCUCAUCUAAAAUGUAUCACUUAAAAUGCAGUUGCAUGUUUAAAUUAUAUUCUAGACAACUCAUUCUUACUAUUUUCAUAUGUAUUACAGUGACAUGUUUCUCAUUCUGUUUACAUAUGCCCAAGUUAAUGACAAUUUCUUCCUAGCUUAAUUUUGCAGUUAUAAUAUUUUUACAGUUGUUCUGUGAAAUGUUCGAAAUUGCCAAGGUUGUCAUCAUAAAACCUUUUAGGGAAGAAUUUGGUGCCCUAAUGGUGUUUUUUUCCAACCAAGUAUCUUGGCCAUUUUUUUCACAUUUAAUGAAAGUUAUUCCAUAAGUUAUCAUUUGCUUCAUUCACUUUCAUCUCUGUCUUUAUAUGGUAACUUCCUAAAGGCAGGUUCAACAGGCUGUAAAAUAUAUCUGUAACAAAUAGUUGUCACAUCACAGAGCCUGCACCAUUCUGAAGGGUUUGUCUUGUACGUAUGUUCUGUAAAUCAUAAGGUAAAUGGUUCAUGACUUUCAGUUCAUAAAUUUAGUCUGUCAGAUGAACACCACAGCGAGCUUAGUUUUCUUUUUGCUUUCUUAUGAUUAGUAAUGUUUUAAUUACUCAUCUAGGACAAAAUUAUCAAGUACAGUACAAACGUGUGAAAUAUUUUCUUUAUACAAACAGUAAUUUAUUUUAUGGCAAAUUUUAAGACUAUAGAGGCACACAGCUUUGAGUCAGCAUAAAUGUAGUGCUAUAAAUAAAGCAAAUUGCUCAGUAUGUUUAAGUCGAUUUUAUUUUAUAAUGUUUUUAGUGAAAACCUCUAGAACUUUGUAGUUGGCGUUGAAGUUAACCUAAAGACACUUUCAUAUUGAAUUUAGUAUCUGUUGACAUUUAUUUGGAAUAAUGAAUAAGUUUGAAAAUUGAUACUUUUCUAAAUUAUUUUAUUGGAAAGACACAUCAUUUAUAGUAUUUUCUUUUCUAUUGUUGCUGAUGCUCCUGUGCAAAAGUGUCUUCCAGGUUCGGCUUCUGUGGCUGAACUGAGGUUUUGAUUUUAAUACUCUUUAUUUGAAAUGUGAUUACAUUCUGUACGGUUUGAAUUUUUUACAACUGCUUUUCUAAUUACAGUGACAUUUUCUUACUUUAUAACCAAAUCCAAAGCAAAUGAAAACAUUAUUUCAACUGUAGAAUCAACAUUCAGUUUAUACAGAAAACACAACUCUCAGACUUGUCUUUAAUGUGAAAGAUUGAGCCUUUGUGUUGUUUUAAUUACUGCUAGAAUAAAAUUAUCUUUUGUAACAUUUCAGAAAGUUGGUAAAAGCAAUAAAAAUAAUCUCCUGGACUCUA